Panonychus citri (citrus red mite) is the source of this 856-nucleotide messenger RNA. RefSeq lists its product as uncharacterized. Bases 127 to 531 code for a protein of 134 amino acids. The transcript is spliced from 2 exons. The record is from RefSeq and is a predicted model, not a curated record. NCBI's taxonomy places the organism in Eukaryota, Metazoa, Arthropoda, Arachnida, Trombidiformes, Tetranychidae.
CACAACUGAUGAUUGUGAUUGUUUUGAUUGCCUUAAUUGUUUUUAUUGUCUAAAAAUUUUACCUUUUUAAUUGUUGUUUAGUUUUCACAAUUCUUUCAUUUUAUUGUUGAUUAGUUGAUUUGUAUCAUGUUAGAUUUGUUUGGUUCGGUGUUUGGUCGUAGUCGUCGAUCAGGCCAAAGUUCAGGUUCAUCUAAAACCGAAGGCCUUGAUGAUGGUUCCAAUAAAGACUCAAGUAAUAAACCAAUUUAUCCAUCAAUCAGUGGUAACAAUCAAUUGGAUUCACCUUAUUUACCAAGGCCAACAACUGCAUCUACUCUUGAGAGGCAAUUGUCAUCUAAUUACUCCCCCAUUGAUGGUAUUCCGUUUGUAAUUAAUCCCAAUAUUCAAUCAACUAAUCAGUCCAAUUCCACCAGAAUCGCCCUGGAGACAUGUUUCGAGAAAAUCGAUCAAAUUGGAAUAUUUUUGGCCUCACCUUCUCAAUCAAAUUACAACAUGGAAACUGAGAAAUUAAUUCUUGAUCAAUACCGUUAAUCUCAAUAUCUUUCAAAUCACUUUGGCCUAAACACACAAUUAAACUCAUCAUCAUCUAAUCAUCUUCAUCCAAACUUUUAAUUACUUCAUCUAAUCAUCAAAAGGGCUUGAAUUUACCUAUGAAAAAGCCAAUAACUCCAUAUAAUUGUUGAUUGUUGAUUGUUACCUUUUCCAAUUGUAAUUAUUUAUAAUCUUAACCAUCAUUUUAUCACCAUUUUAAUUGUUAAUCACAUCAUCAUUGUACCGAGUAAAUAGUUAUUAAUAUUUCUCAAAUUAAAUCAAUGAUAAACUUACCAAAGUUAAGAUUAUGAUUAAAAACAAUCAA